Messenger RNA from Metarhizium acridum CQMa 102, 1152 nucleotides. RefSeq lists its product as uncharacterized. Gene Ontology annotation, cellular component: membrane. Lineage: Eukaryota; Fungi; Ascomycota; Sordariomycetes; Hypocreales; Clavicipitaceae. The record is from RefSeq and is a predicted model, not a curated record.
AUGGCGGCAAAAUUGGCAGCUCUCCCAGUCCUACAGUCCAUUGAGGACUGCAGCGAUUUCUCCAAAACAGUCGAGCCAUUCGUUGACCAGUUCUUUGCUCUGCCUGCCCGCCUGGUUGCCAGCAUUGGCAGCAUUGAAAACCUACAACGCCUUUACGUCGAGACCAACCCCCUAAUCACAGGCUUUGCGGCAUCGAUAUUUCUUGCAGGCGUGUUUUUGAUCGUUUCCGAGGUGAACAGGAAUUAUUCCCAGGUUGAUCGCAUGUGGAGCAUAUUGCCGAACCUGUAUAUUAUUCAUCUUGCUGGUUGGGCGCGAAUGGCUGGCUUGCCUCAUAGUCGCAUUGAUUUAGUUGCUGCAUUUAGCACACUCUGGAGCAUUCGACUGACCUACAACUACUGGAGGCGAGGUGGAUAUAAUGUUGGAUCCGAAGACUACAGAUGGUACGGCGAAUCCAUGCAAAAGCCCCGUCGCCUCCGUGAGAUGCUAAUCUAUUAUAGGGAAAUCGUCAAGUCAAAAGUCCCUGCCUUUGUCUUCUUUCUUCUGAAUGUCACCUUCAUCUCCCUUAUACAAAGUGUCUUGCUCUUUGCCUUCUCUUGUGUCCCUGCCUACGCCAUACUGCUGUCGACGCGUUUUGAGCCAAACGUCACAGCUUCAGACUUUGCGUAUUUUGCUGUCGAACUGCUUCUGGUUAUCAGCGAAUGGAUCAGCGACGGCCAGCAGUGGGAGUAUCAAACUGCCAAGCAUCAGUACAACAAGGACGCCAAGUUACCAAGGGGUUGGGACCAGGCUGACCUAGACAGAGGCUUCAUCACCUCUGGUUUGUGGGGAUACAGUCGUCACCCAAACUUCUUUGCAGAGCAAACAAUUUGGUUCGUGCUGUAUCAAUGGAGCUGCUAUGCCACCAACUCCCUAUACAGCUGGACCUUUGUUGGCUCUGGUAGCUUGUUCCUUCUCUUCCAAGGAUCCACUUGGCUUACCGAGGCUAUUUCAGCCGGUAAGUAUCCCGAGUACGUCGAAUACCAGAGACAGGUUGGCAUGUUCAUUCCUACCUCUAUUUGGCCGUACAAGGCCCCGUCAUACAAGCCAAAGGUCAUCAGAACUAGUGAGCUUGCCAAGCGUCACGAAGAGAAGAAGAAACAGAAGCAAACGUAA